GAUGGGCUUCCCAAAGGCUUUAAACAAGGCCUCAAAGCAACUUGCAUCCCAACGUUUUUGCUGCAAAAUAUCCCAAACUUGCUAUUCGGAAAUUCAAUGAAUAACAUGCCUUCCCAGACUGUCAACAUACGAGAGGUUCAAACGACCCCGUUUGAGGGACAGAAGCCUGGCACCUCAGGUCUCCGUAAACGUGUCAAGGUCUUUCAGCAAGAGCAUUAUACCGAAAACUUUAUCCAGGCAACCUUGUCUGCAAUUCCUGAUGGACCUGCCGGCGCCACCUUGAUUGUGGGUGGAGAUGGUCGGUACUUUCUGAAAGAAGCAAUUCAAAAGAUUAUACGACUAUCUGCUGGAAACAAGGUUUCCAAGUUAGUGAUUGGUCGAAAUGGUAUUUUCUCUACUCCGGCGGUGUCAAACUUGAUAAGGAAGCGCAAGGCCACUGGUGGAAUCUUGCUCACUGCAUCCCACAACCCCGGAGGCCCGGACAACGAUUUCGGCAUCAAGUUCAACAUGAGCAAUGGAGGUCCGGCACCUGAGAGCGUUACGGACAAAAUAUACCAGAUAACAACCAAGAUCUCCUCGUACAAGGAGGCGGAUAUACCAGAGGUGGACCUAUCUGAACUGGGCACCAAAAGCUUUGGUGAUCUCACCGUUGAAGUCAUUGAUUCCGUUGAUGAUUAUGUCUUGCUGAUGAAGGAGAUCUUCGAUUUCGACAUGCUUCGAAGCUUUUUCAAGAAACGAUCCAGCUUCAAGGUCCUUUUCGAUUCUUUACACGGUGUAACAGGACCCUAUGGGAAGAGAUUAUUAGUUGAUGAGUUGGGAUUACCUGCCUCGUCCGUAAUGAACAGCGAGCCGCUCGAGGACUUUGGAGGAGGCCACCCAGACCCGAAUUUGACUUAUGCGCAUGAUUUGGUGGAGCGCGUAGAGAAGGAGAAUAUCGAUUUUGGGGCGGCGUCUGAUGGUGAUGGUGACAGAAAUAUGAUCAUUGGAAAAGGCGCGUUCGUCAACCCGUCCGACUCCGUGGCCCUUAUUGCUGCGUAUGCCGACGCUAUACCGUACUUUAAGAAGUCUGGCCUGAAGGGCUUAGCUCGAAGUAUGCCGACCAGCGGAGCCCUGGACAGAGUUGCAAAGAAGAAGGGAGUGCAAAUUUUUGAAGUGCCCACCGGUUGGAAGUUUUUUGGUAACCUGAUGGACGCGGGCAAAUGCUCCGUUUGCGGCGAGGAGAGUUUCGGUACGGGAUCAGACCACAUUCGUGAAAAGGACGGCGUGUGGGCGAUUUUAGCAUGGUUGUCCAUCGUCGCUUAUGCGAGUGAGAGCAACCCCAACGUUAGCCUGAACGACAUUCUAAACAAGCAUUAUGAAGAAUAUGGUCGCAACUUCUUCUCAAGAUAUGACUACGAAGAGGUGGACAGUGAAGGGGCAAACAAGGUGAUGGCGCACUUGACGGCCUUCAUCAAUGACAAGUCCAAUAUCGGCAAAAAAAUCGAGAACUACGAGGUUGCCCUCGCAGACAACUUUGAGUACAAGGACCCGAUCGAUGGAAGUGUCAGCAAGAACCAGGGAAUUCGUAUUAUCUUCAAGGACGGCUCACGAAUUGUGUUCCGGUUGAGCGGCACAGGAUCCCAAGGCGCAACCGUCCGGUUGUACGUCGAAAAGUAUUCCGCAAAGGAUUACAAACAGGACACACAGACCGCGAUUCAGGAUUUGAUCAAGAUUGCUCUUGAUCUGUCCAAGCUUGUCGAAUUCACAGGCCGCAAGGAACCUACGGUCAUCACAUAAAAACGCCUAGAGGAGGACUUGUAGACAAGCUGCUAGCACCUUUUGGACUGCUUUUGCCCAAUACAUGUCUUGUUGUAUCCCAUUUUCGUCAAACCUCCCCCAAAGCUCAUCAGAAUCGUUCCGGCAGCCAAAAUCUCUACCUAUGGUCUCUAUUUUAGUUAUCUAUUCUACUUUUCGUCGCUGUCAUCAGCGAUUGUACAGAAGCCUUCCAACUGGCCAAAACUUGCGUUGCAAUAAAAUCCCGGAUUGUUACCCCC
Molecule: messenger RNA, 2033 nt
Organism: Spizellomyces punctatus DAOM BR117
Lineage: Eukaryota; Fungi; Chytridiomycota; Chytridiomycetes; Spizellomycetales; Spizellomycetaceae
Exons: 11
Coding region: 97-1776 (559 amino acids)
Biological process (GO): carbohydrate metabolic process
Cellular component (GO): cytosol
Molecular function (GO): magnesium ion binding; phosphoglucomutase activity
Source: RefSeq, a predicted model, not a curated record